GCUACACUCCCAUUCUUGACCAGCUGCUAUAUAUACUUGUACUACUGCUCUAGCUUAGCUUGCAUGUCCCGACUCAGUGACGCAGCAGCAGUCCUCCAAGUCAUCUCUAAUGUCCUCUCACGCACAGCAGCAAUGCAGCGUGCAGCAAGGCAAGACGCCUGGAAAGCUUCCACAGUCAUGAGAGAUCUCGGUCAUGAACGCUCGACAGUAGAUACAUUUGUUCAGCACACUAAUGAAGCUGUUCCUCAAGAACCUGUCGUGCCUGAUGUCAAGCAGGCGAGGACGAAGACCUCUGCGGAAGCUAAGGAGCAAGUUCCAGUCGUGCCCAUCGUGCAGGAACAAAAGACUCCACAGUCGGCCGGCCAAGCAGCGAGUCAGACUGUAGAACCCAAGGAUGAUAUCUUCCUGCUGCGUCACGCUCGUCAUACACCGGUCGCUGGCCAAGCUGAUCGCUUCAAUCAGCUCAAGCGGAAUACUGGUAUCGCUAAACCCAAUAUCGCAUGGCGUACGGAAGUGCCACAAGCUCAAGAAGCAACAGUUGUGGAGGAAGUGCAAACGAGCACACCUCUUCCCACAGACGCAGUCAAGACUCCUCAGCAGUCCCAUCAUCCAGACUAUCACGACUCUAUCACUAUACCACCCUCGGCAGUUCUCUCGCCCUCAAUGCCUUCUCAGACUCCACAAAACGUUUGUUCGUUGGCGGUAACGAGACACAAGGCGGUCUCAUGUCUUCCAAAAACAUCGACCUCCUCGUCCGUAAACUCUCACGCAUGCGAGGUGCUGCUCUCAAACUCGGUCAAAUGAUUUCCUUUCAAUCGGAAAACCUGCCGCUACCCAUCCAGCAAAUCCUACAGCGCGUUCAAGAUUCAGCGGAUUAUAUGCCUGCUUGGCAAUUGAAUCGUGUCAUGGCUGCUGAAUUUGGUGCUGAUUGGCGAAAUGAAAAGUUUGCCUCAUUUGAAGGUAUUCCCAUGGCUGCCGCAUCGAUUGGACAAGUGCAUAAAGCCGUGUUGCAUGAUGGAACGCAAGUGGCUGUUAAGGUACAGUACCCGGGUGUUGCCAACAGCAUCUCUUCCGAUCUCAAAAAUUUGAGUUUGUUGUUGACCGCUUCUAGACUCUUGCCAAAAGGUCUCUACCUCGAUAAAACGAUUGCGAAUGCACGAACGGAACUGGCGUGGGAGUGCGAUUAUGUUCGAGAAGCAGCGAAUACAAGGCUCUUCAGACAACUGGUUGGCGAAGAUACGACGUUCAAGAUUCCGCGUGUCAUUGAUGCGUGCUCAGGCCAACAAGUCAUCACAACUGAAUUACUUCAUGGUGUGGGUAUUGCAAAAGCCGAACACUACAGCCAGCAAACGCGUGACUAUCUCGGCUCAGAGAUUAUGCGUCUUUGUCUGCGUGAGCUGGUUGAAUUCAAUUUCAUGCAAACAGAUCCCAAUUGGACCAAUUUCCUAUACAACGAAAAGUCAAAGCAGAUUGAGUUGCUUGAUUUUGGUGCAUGCAGGUCCUUUGACAAGACCUUCAUUGACAAGUACUGCAAGCUCCUUGUGGCAGCUGCAAAGAAGGAUAAAGCAUCGCUCUACAGUCUCUCUGUGGAACUAGGUUAUCUCACUGGCGAGGAAUCUGCAGCUAUGCGCGAUGCACACAUCUCAUCCAUUCUCACGCUAGCUGAACCAUUCGCACUGGACGCUCCGCAAGCACUCUAUGAUUUCCAUAACCAAACCGUGACGGAUCGCGUCAAGUCAUUCAUUCCAGUGAUGCUUCGCGAACGACUCGCACCACCACCGGAAGAGACGUAUUCAUUGCAUCGCCGACUCAGUGGCCAUUUCCUGCUUUGUGCACGCUUGAGGAGUAAAAUCCCGUGCAAGGAGAUCUUCACGACUAUUAUGACGAAGCAUGGCUAUUUGCCGCCUAUGUCGAGCUAG
Protomyces lactucae-debilis is the source of this 1919-nucleotide messenger RNA. Its product is annotated as ABC1 family-domain-containing protein. Gene Ontology annotation, molecular function: kinase activity. NCBI's taxonomy places the organism in Eukaryota, Fungi, Ascomycota, Taphrinomycetes, Taphrinales, Protomycetaceae. Gene Ontology annotation, biological process: ubiquinone biosynthetic process. The transcript has 2 exons. The record is from RefSeq and is a predicted model, not a curated record. Gene Ontology annotation, cellular component: extrinsic component of mitochondrial inner membrane. Bases 501 to 1919 code for a protein of 472 amino acids.